Molecule: messenger RNA, 5932 nt
Organism: Dendroctonus ponderosae (mountain pine beetle)
Lineage: Eukaryota; Metazoa; Arthropoda; Insecta; Coleoptera; Curculionidae
Product: insulin-like growth factor-binding protein complex acid labile subunit
Exons: 5
Coding region: 337-1920 (527 amino acids)
Molecular function (GO): protein binding
Source: RefSeq, a predicted model, not a curated record
CAUUGGAAGUUUCACUCGCCUCCUCGGUAUUUCGUUCCGUUCAGUGUGAUACGAGCAAUUGCUUAGUGCACGUUAAGUUGCAGAAGCUCGAGAACUCGAUUAAUUCACGGCUGAUUGUGACCGUAUUCGACGUAAAACUUAAGACAAAAUAUGAACAUGCCCGAUAAUUUCUAGUGACAAAUGAUUUUCUUGUUUAUGGUGAUUUUGGAUUUUUGUUUGUUGGUUUCUGGUCUGGAUUAACGUUCCUUACGAAUGUUUGCUUGAUGGUUUGGACUCGCUAAUGGAAGGGACGCCACUGCACAAACUUAAACAAGCUGAUUUUUUAAUUCCGGACACAUGAUCAGUCUAAUUAAAAGGAUCCUAAUUGCAGUUGAGAAUAUUUCGUUUAAGAUUACUACCCUCAAUACAAUGCUUUACCUACUUCUUCUGGCCGUACUUCUUCCGAGCUUUGGCAGUGCAGGCAGUAUGCUGGGUUGCCCAACAGGAUGUAUGUGCAAUGAUGAUACCUUCGUGGUGCAGUGCGAAAGAAGCAAAUUGGAUGUUAUACCAAUCACACUAAAUCCAGCAAUUCAGAGGCUUGUGCUUAGGAAUAAUAAAAUUAAAACGGUCGAUGCAGCAUUCCAGUUCUACAGAGACUUGCAAUAUGUGGAUCUUUCCAGCAAUCAUCUGGUUAAUAUUCCGACAAAGAGCUUUCUGCAUCAAGAAAAGCUGCAGGAAUUGCACCUGAAUAAGAACAAGUUGUCCUCAGUGAACAACAAAACGUUCCAAGGACUGAAGUCGCUGACUGUGUUAAAUUUGCGGGAGAAUUUCCUGGAAGAGUUAUCGAAAGGUAUUUUUUCCAUACUGCCUAAGCUGGAGGAGCUCAAUUUGGGUCAAAACCGAAUAGCCAAAAUCGACGCCUUGGCAUUCGAUGGAUUGCAGAGCCUCAGAGUUCUGUACCUGGACGACAACCUUUUAUCUGUGGUUCCAACUAGUGCAUUUCCAGUCAUGGGAAGUUUAGCAGAGUUGCAUGUUGGCCUUAACACCUUCAAUUCCCUUCCGGAUGAUGCAUUUAAGGGUCUGAGCAAGCUCUCAGUCUUGGAUGUGGCUAGUGGAGGCAUCACCAACAUCAGCGAGCACGCUUUCAGAGGUUUGUCAGGACUACGAAACCUAAUACUAGCUGAUAACCGCCUGCAGCAAAUCCCUACUAGCCAACUGGGUUACCUCUCAAGGCUCGAGGAACUAACAAUUGGUCAAAAUGAGUUUGCCACCCUCCCGAAGGGAGCUUUCAAGGGGCUGACCAAUCUUAGAAAACUUGACAUUACUGGAGCUAAGAAUCUGGAGCAUAUAGAGAAGGGCGUGUUUAGUGACAAUAUGAAUCUGGAAACAAUUGCGUUGGUUAGCAAUAAGAAGCUGGAAAACCUUGAUGAGGGAGCCUUGGUGGGAUUGCCCAAUUUGCGGCAUUUAGUGUUACGUGAGAACGCGUUUAAAAGUUUACCAGAAUCCGUAGUGUCGUGGAACGAGUUACGGGCUUUGGAGCUCACUGAUAACCCCAUCAACUGUGACUGUCAGCUAUUAUGGCUUCUGAAUCUAGCCAAUCAGAAAAACCUCACGAAUGUGCAGUGCGCUAGUCCGAUUCACUUAAGGGACAGGCCGUUGAGAAGUCUCACUAGCGAUGACUUGGGAUGUUCUUUCGGAGACCCCAGUCAGCAAGUGAUAAUAGUCACGUUUUGUGUCAGUGCCAUAAUCUUACUGGGAGUGCUUGGUCUGUUUUUGUUUCGGUAUCGGUUAAAAGUACGCGAUGCGCUGAAGGACUAUAAGUUCAACAAGAGGGCGAUAAGUCGGAAGGAGCACGAAUACCAGAAGACGUUCUCCGAGGAUGAGUACACGCUCCGCACCGGCCAGUUGCCCAUCAAACAUAUUCCGGUGACUGAGUUGUAGCUAGAGUUGAGCGCGCCGCCCUCUGGGGUAUUUUGUCUGGAGGGCGAAGGGCGGCGUGCUCGAGGCGCGCGGGGUCCAGGUGGGACUCUUCCCGUCACUGGUUUCACAUACAUCCGAACCGGUGAGACCUGCAGGGCGCAUUCUUUGAGGACUCUAAACGUCGAUGUGUCGAGUGCGAGAAACGGGUAUCCCCAGUGCCCAGUCGAUUUGUUCCCCCACUAAGAACUUCAAAAGGUGUCGUACUGUAGUAGCCGACAUGGACUACCGCUAGCGAGCAAUAAACGAAUGAAUCCAUUCCAAUAUGUGAUUUUUUACGAAAUAGAAAGACUGUACAGUAGAAGAUAAGUAUAUUUUUGUCUGCAAAACGUUGGGUAGAUGCGGCUGCCCUUUUAUCUCAUAAGAAUUCUGUGAUACUGGGUGAAUUUGCCGUUAGCUGUGUAACUAUAGAAUUUGCAAGGAAAUAACUAGGGUUCGCUGGAAUGUUCGCGGUCUCAAUAAAAUCGAUCGACGAUUCAAUACGCCGCGCCCAUUAUAGCCUUAUUCUAGUCAUUUUCUUCAAGUAUCACAAGUUCAAGUGUCAUAUUGAAUUACUUGUGAAAUAAAAAUUAACGCACUGAUCAAAAUUCAGGUUACCAAUUUCGACUCGUUUAUUUCUGAAAGGCUGUUUAUCAAGUUUCGAGUGCAUUACUGUACCUACCAUUAUCACUUCGUAGUUUUUAAUGGAAAACUAAUUGAAGUGAGUCGAAUACAAAAACUGAGCAUCCUUAUGUACUUUCGGUAUCUUAUUUAAGAGCACUUACAUUCUACUUAAUAAUUAUUUGUUCGGCCCAGUCAUUUUAAAAGUAUUACGAAACUAUGAAAAUGACAGAAGGGAGAUGAAAUCAAUGUGUUCGUUUCGGGUAUACAAUACGCUUUUACACUGGGACUAUCAGAUUUCUUUGGUCUCGUUUUAACGAAAGAAUGGCAUUAGCACUUUAAUUAAUAGGUGUUUUUUUGGCUGUGUAUAUGCUGGGUGUCCAAGAGACUGGAAACGGUUGAAUAUCUUGAAAUUAAGUUUUUUAUAUACCUAGAAAGCUCCACUUGUAAAAUACAAUUGGAAAAUGUACGGGAUUCAAAAUUGGCGCAAUUCCUCUAGAGGUCAAGGCAGUACAGGAAGAAGAGUAAGCAAAUGUUUCUUAUGUCGGUUUACACUAUCAACUUUUUCACAAUUUAUUGCCCAGAAAAAUUGAACAAUUUAUUUAAUGGCCGUCAUCGACUUUACACUUGGAUAUCGUUCUCACAAUAGAUAGGAGCAAUUUUAGUAAAACUGACAUAAUGUUUAAUAAUUUAAACUAACAGUAAAUUUCACAAUUUCAAUAAUUAAAAUAACAUAUCCCCUAAUUCUUUGUCACUUUACUUCGAGAAUCGCUGCCAGCAUAGUCAUUGCACAGCUUAUAUACUUAUGCAAUUCAGUAUUUCUACGCCUUAUUUGGGUCACCCUGUACAUCCAGCAAUUCUAAAGGGCAAGCAACUUAGCUUGAGCUUCCUCGUUCCUCGACAAUUAUUUAAAUUAUUAAACGGGAACGACCUCUUGUAAUUGUAAAUUUGCAUUCUCGGUCGAAAACUUUAAUUUUAUACCAGUUUUCUGAUUUAUGCGAUAAUAAUUUAAAAAAAAAACGCUUUUUGCAAUUGGAGCAGUUACACAAUUAUGCAAUUACAGUUUUUUGUUCUAAUUGCUUAAUAUUUUUUCAGUUUAAAAUUCUUAAGUUCAGAGUUAGAACUAGGCUUUUUUAUUUACAUCUAAAAUUUACUAAAAACACUUGCGCUUUCUUUACACAUUGAUUAAAAAAUGCCAUAAACGAAAAAUGGAGCCUGGAUACUUUAACAAAGGUUAUUUGAAAAUAUCCAUACUAUUUCUUCAAAAAAUCGUCCAAUAAGUAGAUGAUAUUUUCAUACAAAAUAAGAUGAAUUGAUAAUAGAAGCUCGAUUGAGGGGCCACCAGGAUAUCCCGAUGUAACACCUUGAAACUUGCAAUGAAACGGCUUGAAAAACAAAGUAUUUGACCACAGUUGUAGAUUGGAAUGCAAAUAUACCAUCAAGUGAUUUAAUUUUUAUUUUAAAAUAUUGCUUUUUCGAAAUAUUCGUGUUUCCCGGCAUUUAACAUGUUUUUUCGAUAUUUUCAUGUGUUUCCAGACAUUUAAGACACCUUGUAUAUACGGCCGUUGGUAACGAAUAUCUUUUGCCGGUUCCAAAACUAGGUGUGAUUAUCUUACAAUUUUAUAAAAUACACUUAAUUGUGUUUCCGAAUCCGCCUAGAUGACAUUUUUUAAAUUGCGACAUUACGUACUAAAGUCGGAUUGCACUUAAUUGUUCGAAACAUUUAUAAUACGCAUAAUAGCUACGUAUUUCUACCUGUGCUUUAAGAUAUAAACGUUAGUUUACACUUUGAAGGACAAAAAUCUUGGAAAUAAGUACUAAAUAUAUAUUUUUAUUUGAAGAAUAUUCAGUAUUUAUCUAAACUCUUGAAGUCUUGGGUCGAAUCAAUUUAAUAAGCUCGUUUGUAGCUGUAAAAAUAAUAAUGUCAACGGUAAAAUUUCCAUUUGUACCUUAAGAGUUUUACAAAGAUUUCAAAGGAGAGAAACAUCUGCCAGAUAUUAUAUUCAAUAGGAAGAAUUUACAAUUCGACUGGAAUCUGGAUCUCUAUCGAUUAAAAUACGAUUUCAUCUACUCUCAUUCAUAGGAAAAGCUUAAGUGUAUUAAACUUGUAUAGAUUCUUCAAAAAUGUUUAAAAACUUCUGUUGGCAUUUCAGCUCGUUGCCGCAAUUUUUUUUCCAAUUAUUUUAAUAGCUGUUUUUGUUAGUAUUCUCCAUAACGGAAUUGUUUGGUCGAAACAUCUACUUAUUAGUAGCCAUCCCAACCAAACUACAAAAACUACAUUUUUAUGGGCGUUAUGAUUUGUGAAUAAUGCAACCCAGGACACGAUUUUGUGUAUUAAUUUAUAAUUAUAAUCCGAUUGAAGUCGCGCUCGCAUGUUGUAAUGGCUCUCAACAAAAAGUCUAUGUAAUUUAAUGUAAUAUACAUAUUUUCAACACGCUGAUUGUGAUAUUAGGUGGCUAAAGUUGUUUAUUUUCUUUUUUUGUAUUAUCCAAGUUUUUAAUGAAAAUAUAUGUUGUGUUUUAUUAUGUGUUGUGUUUGAAUGUUCAACAGCCACAAAAUGACACAACGAAUUUAUAAAUACAUAGUUAGAAUGCCAGGUUUGGUAUUUUCAGAUUGUUUUGAGAAUAUUUAAACCCUCGUAUUAUGUAAAACUAUGCAAUAUUUCAUUUUAAUAAGACACCUAAAUGUAUAUAUUUUCACCGUUCACAGCGUACCGUUUUAGUUCACAAAAAAUUGAUGCAGUGCGAAUUUAUUUGCUUUAAAGAUACUUCAGAUAGUAAGCCUUAUUCGUACAUUGUAUUUCUAAGACCCAUAUGGACGAGUUCAAAAUUAAACUUUAAAAGUGCAAAUAACCAAACAGUUAAAGUUGCUAAGUAUCAAUAUUACGAAAUUAAAUACCAAUUAUUGUAAUUAAAAUUUUACGAUUAUUAUGAAUAUGUAUAAAUGUAAAUAACUAUUAUGUAAGAAUCCACCCAUAUGGUUAUUAAAUACAAAUGUUAUUAUUUAUUUUACCAGUUUCAAUGUAAAAUAUAAUUAUUUGGUUCACUUUUGUGUAAGAAAGUUAUCGUCGGUUCUUUGUUUAAACCUAAUUAAUUAAAUGUAAUUUAUUUCAGUUUAAAUGUUUUUUUGUAUAUAAACAGAUGAAAUUCAUAAGUAUGGGAUUAACGGAUAUGCCUCUAUUACAUUUUUAGAAUAGGCAGCUAACAACAUUUCUUGAGCUAGUCAUAUUAUAAAUUAUUUUGAUGAAUGUAUGUGUGACAAAAUGUAAAUUUUCUUAUUAGAAUUUUAUAUUAUGUAAAUAUUAGCAUAGGAGGUUUUGUACAUACCAAAUUUAUCCUAUCAUACUUAUUUGCAAAUAAAUGAUUUCAAAUAUUAA